Molecule: messenger RNA, 1062 nt
Organism: Cladophialophora psammophila CBS 110553
Lineage: Eukaryota; Fungi; Ascomycota; Eurotiomycetes; Chaetothyriales; Herpotrichiellaceae
Exons: 2
Coding region: 1-1062 (353 amino acids)
Source: RefSeq, a predicted model, not a curated record
AUGGCCCAAGAAUUCAACUUCAAGCUUGAUAUCGGGCUCGCUCUCCGCACCUUUCUCUAUUCUCAGUUCCUGGACACACCCCCUUAUCCGACAAAGUCGUUCUCCGACCAGGUCAUCAUCGUCACCGGCUCCAAUGUUGGUCUGGGAUUUGAGGCAGCCCGACACUUCUACCGCCUCAACUGUGCGAAACUCAUUCUCGCUGUGCGUACAAUCUCCAAGGGCGAGACUGCGAAAGAAGAUAUUGUCCGAAGUGUGAGACACCGCUCUGAUGGUGCAGAAGCGAUCGAUGUCUGGCCCCUGGACCUUUCGAGCACAGAGAGCACCUUAGCGUUCGCUGAUCGCGUGAAGAAAGAACUGCCGCGUGUCGAUGCUGUUGUGGAGAAUGCCGGCAUCAACAAUCAAAGCUGGGUGGUCUCCGAAGGGUUCGAGCAAACCAUCCAAGUCAAUGUCGUCAACACUCUCCUGCUCGGCAUGUCGGUGCUGCCCAAGCUGAGAGAGACGAAGCGCCAAUUUCCCGACUCCAGCCCUCACUUGGAGAUUGUCAGUUCUGAGGCUCACCACUUUACCAGUUUCAAAGAAGUCAAUGCCCGAGACAUUUACGCCACUCUGAAUGACGAGAAGAGUUCCGAUAUGCUGGCCAGAUACCCAGUCAGCAAGCUCAUUGGCAUCCUGUUUAUCCGUGAACUCGUUCUGCGCCUCCAAGAGCACGACAGAUCCAGCACUGUGACGGCGUCGCCGGUUACUAUCACCUUGGUCAAUCCGGGCUUAUGCAUGUCUGACUUGGAUAGAAAUGUGAUACUUGCUGGCCGAAUCUUGAUGUAUAUCGUGCGCUUGCUGCUUGGAAGAUCAACGGAAGUGGGUUCGCGGACGCUGGUAUACGGUGCUUGCGCCGGGCCCGACUCUCAUGGAGCCUUCAUGUCGGAUGGGAAAAACCAAGAGGUUGAGAAAUGGAUCUAUUCGGACCUGGGCAAGAAGGCGCAAUCCAAGGUGUUUGAGCAGACAAUGAAAGUGUUGGAGGCGAGGAGGCCGGGUAUCGGCGUGGAAGUCGGGUUGUCAGCCUGA